CUCUUUCUUCUCAAUACACUCUUAACUUUUCUCAUUCCUCAUUCCCCCUCCUAUUUUCCAAGCGUAGCUAAUUUCUAGGGUUUCGUUAUGGACGCCGGUGGAAAGAUUAAGAAAGGCGCCGGAGGAAGAAAGGGCGGUGGGCCAAAGAAGAAGCCGGUCGCAAAGUCCGUGAGGGCCGGUCUCCAAUUCCCCGUUGGAAGAAUUGGGCGUUACUUGAAGAAAGGAAGGUACUCGCAGCGUGUUGGAACCGGUGCACCAGUAUAUUUGGCUGCUGUACUUGAAUACCUAGCUGCUGAGGUUCUUGAAUUGGCUGGUAAUGCUGCUCGUGACAACAAGAAGAACAGGAUUAUUCCUAGACAUGUGCUUCUGGCUGUGAGGAACGAUGAAGAAUUGGGGAAAUUGCUUGCUGGAGUCACAAUUGCUCACGGUGGUGUGCUGCCCAACAUUAACCCUGUUUUGUUGCCUAAGAAGAAUGAGAAGGCUUCCAAGGAACCCAAAUCUCCAUCCAAGGCCACCAAAUCCCCCAAGAAGGCUUAGACUAUAUUUUAAGUUAGUUAUGUAUACUAGUGUUUAGGGUUCUAUUGUUGUAAAAGGAAUAUUUUAUGUUCUAAACGCUGUAAGUUUGGUCUAAUUGCGUCGUGUGAAGGAGUUUAUCAUUUAAUGGAAAAAAAAACCCCUUGUUUUCGUUCUA
Messenger RNA from Vigna radiata var. radiata (mung bean), 691 nucleotides. RefSeq names its product histone H2A. Bases 88 to 537 code for a protein of 149 amino acids. The record is from RefSeq and is a predicted model, not a curated record. Gene Ontology annotation, molecular function: protein heterodimerization activity; DNA binding; structural constituent of chromatin. The transcript is spliced from 2 exons. NCBI's taxonomy places the organism in Eukaryota, Viridiplantae, Streptophyta, Magnoliopsida, Fabales, Fabaceae. Gene Ontology annotation, cellular component: nucleosome.